UUGGCAUCAGGAGCUGCGGACCCAGACAAUAGCAGAGCUGAGAGAAGCAGGGACGUUAGGACACAAGCGGAAUGAGAGGACGGAACGGGUCCAAAUGCCGAUAGAAGAUAAACAGAACAGUAUCAGAAACACAGAGGGAGAGAGAGAAAGAAAGAAAGACAAAAAUGCUCUGCCUUGACCCGCGGUCAGGUUAGGAAGCCUCGCUGAACAGGGACGGAUUUGAUGUAACAAGUGUCGGACAGCAUUCCUGCUCCUGUGGAAGCAUGAGCUCCUCUCCGAUUGGCUCUCGCGUAUCUGUGGACAUCCUGGAGGAGCUGCAGAUCUUCGCAGCCCAAAACCUGGAAAAGCUUGAGGUCAACAAGUACUAUGAGGUCAUCCGGGAGCUGGGGAAAGGCACCUACGGGAAGGUGGACCUGGUCAUUCAUAAGAUCAGAGGCACCAAGAUGGCUCUGAAAUUCCUCAAGAAGAAAACCACCAAGCUAAAGAGCUUUCUGAGGGAGUACAGUAUCUCGCUGUACCUCUCGCCCUGUCCUUUUAUAAUCAACAUGUUCGGCAUUGCGUUCGAGACGGAGGAUUACUACGUUUUUGCACAGGAGUACGCUUUAGCGGGGGAUCUCUUCGACAUCAUUCCUCCUCAGGUGGGACUUCCAGAGCCGGUGGCCAAGCGCUGCGUCCACCAGGUGGCCAUUGCCUUGGACUACCUCCACUGCAAGAAGUUGGUCCACCGCGACAUUAAGCCAGAGAACGUGCUGAUCUUCGACCGGGAGUGCCGCAAGGUGAAGCUGUCAGACUUCGGGAUGACGCGGCGGGCCGGCUCUCCAGUGAAGCGCGUGAGCGGCACCAUUCCGUACACGGCACCCGAACUGUGCGACGCGUCUGCCCGUGACGGUUUCUGCGUGGACUACGGCACGGACGUGUGGGCUUUUGGCGUACUGCUCUUCUGCAUGCUGACAGGCAACUUCCCCUGGGAGAAGGCCUUGCCCUCGGAUGGCUUCUACGAGGAGUUUGCUCGCUGGCAGCGGCGCAGGACGGCCACCGUCCCUUCGCAGUGGCGCCGCUUCAGCGACGGGGCGCUGCAGAUGUUCCGCAAGCUGCUGGCCCUGGAACCUGAGCACCGCUGCCAGGUCAAGGAGGUGUUCGCCCACUUCGGUCACCGCUGGAUGCUGGAUGGAGAAGGAGCAGGUGGUCACCACCAGGGGGCACUCAGCUCUUCCUCAGAGGAGGAGGAGGAGCUGCUGGUGGACCGCAUGAAGCAGCAGACACUGUCUCCGGAGGUGGGCGGAGUCAAAAGUGGAGCAGCGGAGGCAGGGGAGGCUGCCACCCACCACUUCACCUCCGUGUCCACCAACAGCUCCGUGUCAUCCACCAACAGUUAUGAGCGCGUGCCCAGGGACAGCGCUGCCAAUGGCCGCAUCCUGGUCACUACCCCCAUAGAGAUCUGUGUGUAGAGAUCCUUUACUUGUACACCAGUGGUCAGCAACCCUGAACUCCUGAACUCCUGAACUCCUGCCUAGAGCCGCACAAUGUGUACAACACCAUGUUGUGAAUAUGGUGAAAUAUACUGGCAUUGUGAUUAGCAAAGAGGUAUAACUAGUUACCUUCACUCAAUUACAGGUACCCACAUCAUGAUUCUACUCACAUAUAUGUGUGAGGAACGUGAUCUAAUUAGUUAUAUUUCAGUCAUUAACAUCUCGUUUCUCUAUUAGCAUCUCUCAAUUUGGAGCUUUUGGAUAUUAUUUUAAUAGCAAAUAAGCUAACUGCUAACAAAUUUCACUUCCUUUGCUAGUUAAGUAGUUUUGGUUUCCUGCUACUUUUGCCAUUAUUUCACUACAGGAAUAAAACUUGUACUUGACUAGAGGCUUAAAACGCUCUUUAUGCGCCUCUGGCUAUACUACGAUAUACUGUUUGUGAAUGUAAUUUAAAUUGGCCUCCAUUAUUUUGGUGAACAUUUCUAUUGGAUCAUAGGAAUGUCUUGAUUAAUCCACUCAAAGAGCAUCUGUGAUUGUCCAGGAUGCUCAGAGCACCCGAUACAUAUAGAACCAUUUGCAUAUAUCACCAUCACAGGUGCAAAUUCGAGGGGGGGUGUGAGGAAGUUGAGGGUGGGGGCAUGUCCUUUCCACUUUUGGAAGUUAAUUGUAGGGGGUUGUAAGAUGUUUUUUACAGAAAGAGUUGCAAAAGCGCCGUUUGACAUCACAUACAUGUAAAGUGCUGUAUGUAAUCUUUAGUCUCUUGGUAUUGGCCCCCCUCUACUUGUCCAACUCUGAAUCCCUAAUUGCGAUAAUGAUUGACAAAUGAUACUUUUAGAAACCCAGAACACUGAAACUCAAAACACACUCAUCCAGCCUGUAUACGCUCAAUUAAUUAGAGCUGUGUACAGAACAAGAUCCCCAAGGGGCAGAGGGGUGUUGACCACUGAUGUGUACAAAUAUAUUGCUUCCUUACUGAAUAAUUAUAAAACACUCAUAAAUAAAAGACUCAUAACAUGAUGUGAAGGAUUUCAUGACACCUCUGACAGUGACUGGACAGAGAAACUAAGCAAAAAAUUAGGUCAACUACUUUAUGAAGCAGAUCUGUGCUUGUGAUUAGUGUCUUUUUUUCUGUUAUAUUUUGUUUUGGGUUUUUUUACUGUUGCCUCCUAGAGCGAGACCACAUUGCACUGUUUUGGGAAAGAUUUCCUUAAGCUCGCUGACUGUCUGACAGUGCACUUCCUCAGAGGAAAUCUUGAAGGAGAGAAGCCGCGGUCUCCCUUCACAGACCGACAGGAUUUGAUCACGAUCGGAAAGCAUAAGCUACACAAAGACAUGGCAGAUUUGGAGGAAUGAUGAGGGCUAGACCAAAACAAAUUCCUUAAAGCAAUACAAGAUGCAAAAAAAGAAAGAAAUGAAAUGGACUGGGAAGAACCUUGCAGAUCACUCUUGGACAAAGGAAGGUGCACCUUUUUGGGGAACGGUGGUACAAAAAUGGAAAAAACUUCUACUCGAUGUUGUCAGGAAAAUCUUUUUGAAAACACAACAGAAGGAAUUUGCUGUACACGACCUGUUGCGUAAAGUGUGUGUGUGUGUGGGUGUGUGUGUGUUCGUAGGAUUUUGUGAGUAGUUAUUUUGGGUGUUAUUUUAGAUUUACCUGACUUGUUCAAGCUCUCUAGAUUCAGAAGUAUAUUUUUUCAAUUUAUUUGUAUGUAGUUUAAUGUUUCUCAUUUUAUUUAUUUUGCUACUUGGUUGACACACCUGUGCCAAAUCCAGCUGGCAUUGUACAGCCUCACUGCAAUGUCAAGUCCUGUUUAUUUCCUGGCUAUGGUCAUUCAGGACACAGUGAUACCAUCACUAUGUCACUGAACUGCUUGUGGUACUUGGCUGAAUUGGAGUUCAGGUGUAAUGAAGUAGGUUACAAGAUUCUUUUUCCACUCAGUACUUUCAACAAUAAUACUGUAUCUUAUAAUUGUAAUCUGUACUAAACAAAUAGCAUUCUGUAAUAUCAAAUUGGCCCCACUGACUUCCAGUGACCUUCCCAACUACUUGCAAUGCCCAUUGAUAUUGGAAUCAUAUUGGCAUCAGUGGAUAAUUUUGUAAAAAAAAAAAAAGCCAUUAUUAUGCGAGUCGACAUCAAAUUUCAAAUUGAUAUUUGUGACAUAUUUAUUGUACUCUGGAAGAGCAGAUGGUUUAAGCAACAUUAUUACGUCCAUGAUUAAGUCUAAGUCUUACUCUAAACAAAGAAGGACAUGCUGUGUCACUGAUGUGGUGUACAGCUGUUUUAGUAGAAAUUGUGCCCCCUUGUGGAGAAUCUUCAGCUUGCUAAAUAUGAGUGAAAAAUGAGUUUCAAGCCGAUUCGUAUCUAAAACAUGUUGCAUAUCUUUGUAUGGCUAAUCCAAGAGAUUUAAUCCCAAUUUUUACAUUUGAUAAAUGCAUAUAUGUUGGCAGAUAUGUACAUAAAUCAAAUCGGAUAUCAGCAUCAGCCCAAAAAUUCCCAUAACAGUGCUUCCUGAAUAAUUACAAAAGCUAAUGACUGAUUCCGUGAGGGAAAAUUGAAAAAAUAGAGGUCUGGAUAUUUUCGAGUGUUUUCUACUGUAUUGUGAAAGAGAAAACUGUUUUUACUUGAGCUUGAUUGGCAACUAUUACAUUGCAGGACCUUUGGGUUGCAUUUUGCCUACCAGCCCUCCAUGACAAACAUAUCUCUAUGAAGAUUUACAGGUGGAAAAGACAUAUUUUACUACUGUAUAUUCUUAAUUUGAUGUAUUGUUUUCUUUACCCUUGAUUAGUGAAUUGUUGUGACCUAUAUUUUUGUACUUUGAUUUGAAUUUAACGAAGAAACUAAAGAUAGUGGGGUGUACACAGUCACGUCUACUAGUUGCAUGAAUAUUAGACAAGCAUCUUUACUGGAAAAGAUUUGUCAUUAAGAUGUGACGGUUGUUAUGUGAGUUCAUUUUGCUGUAGCACAAAUUCUUGCAUAAUGUUCCAGAGUGAGGUCAUUGUUAAGAAAGAACUUAGGGCUAAUAUGUCAACGACAAAAUGACGUUAGUUUUUACCGUGUUGUAUUUGUGUAUUGUUGUUGUUGUUGUUGUUGUUGUUGUGUUACUGUCUACCCAAAACUAAAGGACUCUGUGAGUGUGGUGACAUUAUGGCAAGUAAUACUGAAAGUUUCAGUGAACAGAACUCUGACAUGGCUGAGAUGAACCCCACGAAAGAACCUGAAUUUCCUUCACGUUGCCCUGAAGACAAAGUGGAGAACUGGUAUUUUUUGUGUGUUAUUGCGUGUUAUUUAUUUUUCCCAUGACACGUGUGCAUGAAUUUAUGAUAUGUGCUGGAAAUAUGUUCCAAAAAAAAAAGGCGAGUAAACCUUGUAGUAUCACCCUCUUUACCUUUAGAAAUGGGGUGGAUGUCCUGUACAGCAAUCAGCACAGAUUUAACUAUCUUCCACCUUCUGAACAUGUUGUGCAGCUGUUGUCUACAGUACCAGUAGGCUUUGUUGUAAAGAGAUGUUAGAAUAUAUCUGUCAUUUUUGGCCUUUCAGUGUGCCAGGACACAAAGACCCCAGAGCCAUGUGCUUAUGCUAUUUUUCAGUUUAGAACAAAAAGGGAUUGGCCACCAUCUAUGGGCUUUCACUCCCACAGCACCAAACCCCUGACCUCUGGCCCACCUGUCUUUGCAAUACUACUGUCUUCCUGUAUGUUCAGAUUUAUUAAAAGUAAGUUGAAAAAGUAAA
Messenger RNA from Pygocentrus nattereri (red-bellied piranha), 5199 nucleotides. RefSeq names its product brain specific kinase 146 (gene bsk146). Gene Ontology annotation, molecular function: ATP binding; protein serine/threonine kinase activity. NCBI's taxonomy places the organism in Eukaryota, Metazoa, Chordata, Actinopteri, Characiformes, Serrasalmidae. Gene Ontology annotation, biological process: peptidyl-threonine phosphorylation; peptidyl-serine phosphorylation. The transcript is spliced from 4 exons. Bases 264 to 1448 code for a protein of 394 amino acids. The record is from RefSeq and is a predicted model, not a curated record.